Nerophis lumbriciformis (worm pipefish) is the source of this 1345-nucleotide messenger RNA. It is a transcript of the gene elmod2, whose product is annotated as ELMO/CED-12 domain containing 2. The record is from RefSeq and is a predicted model, not a curated record. Gene Ontology annotation, cellular component: membrane. Gene Ontology annotation, molecular function: GTPase activator activity. Lineage: Eukaryota; Metazoa; Chordata; Actinopteri; Syngnathiformes; Syngnathidae.
ACAUAAGUACACAAAAGGAGAAAACAUAAACUUGCAAAUGUCACAGUAAAUUAUACAGGUUGUUCAAAUUAAAUUAAUUUAAUCCGAUUUGCGUCCGUGGCCCUGAACGCCACACCAGCUGACAUUUUGCUAACAGUCCGCGUUGACUACACACAGCUUGUGGCUGAAUAUAAGAUUGGAUACAGUUUCGUUUUAAUAAUAGGAUAAGAAGGGAAACAUGUUAGCAUAUAUCUGGCAGUACGUCUACACAUCCUACCUCAGGUACUGGCUGAAAUGGCUCAUUAGGCAGGCCACAGGCACGUGCGAGUUGCAGAGGAUAUGCUCGGGCUACAAACCGGGUGCCACCAGAACAACAAAAACAGAAUACUCCGUGGAGUCUUCAAAGAGCAAGCUACUAAGAGGUGCCCUGGAAUGCAGCCAGGAGACAUUGGAACAAUGCGUGGACCAAAUUAUGAAGGAGAAGCGCGUCAAAGUACAGACUAAUCCCUUGUUCAAAGAGAGUUUGCAUACAUCUCUGCUGCAGAUAACAGGAUACAAAAGCCUGUACAUGUCCGUGGAAGACACCAGGAAAGAAGUGUUCUGCUCGGACAGCCAACAACAUGAGGCCAUGCUGCUGAAGCUUUGGGAGCUGCUCAUGCCGAACGUGGAGCUGGAGUCCAGAUUGACCAAGCAGUGGGGGGACAUCGGCUUCCAAGGGGACGACCCCAAGACGGACUUCAGAGGAAUGGGCAUGCUGGGCCUCAUUAACCUCCUUUUUUUCAGUCAAAACUACACAGAGGAAGCACGGAUGGUAUUGUCUCACGCAAACCAUCCUAAACUGGGGUACUCCUACGCCAUAGUCGGGAUCAACCUGACUGAGAUGGCCUACAGCCUCCUGAAGAGCGGCGCUCUCAAAGCUCAUUUUUACAACACGGUGCCUGGCGCACCUCAGCUACAACACUUUCAUCAGUUUUAUUGCUACCUGGCGUUUGAGUUUGACAAAUUCUGGAUCGCCGAGGAGCCGGAAAGCAUCAUGUUGUUCAACCAGUACAGGGAAAAAUUCCAUCACGUUGUCCAGACGCAUCUGAAGGACCCCGACGUGUCUCUCACGCUCUCAUCCAUGUGAUACGCAACACCCAGAAGGAAACACAAUCAUUCCAUGUUUAGACGUGGCGAGGACGGCGGACGUGGCGGUGAGUUGUUCAGCUCUUUUAACGAGGCGGCAGCCACAUGGCUAAUAUUGUGGUCCAAAGACACGUUGAAAAAUGUCAAAUAAUGUAAACACUUUAAGUUGGUCAGCUCAGGAUUUUGAUAUUUACGUCCUUAAUAAUGUGACUAAUGCUUUUUGUUGGUUUGUGGUUGUUUU